AUGGCUAAAGGCACAUAUGACACACAGAGAAAGAACUCCAUCAGCAAUGAGUUACUACUGGAAAUUAAGAAAAUGGAGAAAGAGCUGAGGAAGCGAAAUGAGGAAUACGAGGAGCUGAACAAUAGCUACCGGGAGGUUUACGGCUCCUACAUUGUGAGCAAGACAAACCUGGACGAGGCGACAAAUAAUUACGAAGGGGAAGUCCUCAAAUUGGAGACCAUGCUAACGGAAAAGGAAAACCAGUACGUCGAGUUGCAGGAAAGCUUCCAAGAAAUGUUGGAAGAUAAGUGCAAACUGGAGGCGGAACUUGAGGGGUAUCAAAAGGCCAUAUACGAGAUGGAGGAAAACUGCGCUUCGCUGAAAGAGUCUCACAAGGAGGAACUGAAAGAAAUCCAAGAGGAGAUGUCCAACCUGUGCUCGCAAAUGGACAGCAUUAACGAGGAGCUACAGUUCGCGAAGGAAAGAUGCAAAGAGUUGGAGAGGUUAAAUGAGGAGAGAGCCUCCACCAUCGACACCCUCAAUGGGGAAAUUGAGAACUUAAAGGAGGAGAAGAAGCUGCUCGGAAUCGACAAGGAGACUAUCCAAGCGCAGCAGCGUGGAAUUCACGAGGAGAUGCAGCAGGUGCGUAAGGAGAAGGAGGAACUGUUUCGGGAAAGGGAAGCAGCAGACCGAGAAAGGGAGGCAGUAGACCGAAAACGGGAGGCAGUAGACCGGGAAAGGGACGAACUGGGGCGGGAAAAAGAACGCAUGGACCAAUGCAGGGAGGAGUUACUGCAGGAGAAGGAGCUCAUACAGACGGAGAGAGACCAACUGGGGAGGGAAAGACACAGACAGGAGAACAACAUGAAAAAUAUAAUUAUAAAAUUUAGCGAUUUGCAGAAGGAGCUGGACGACCUUGCUUCGGAGAAUUCGACGAAGGAGUCCUGCCUACGGGAGAGCGAGCAGAGGGUGCGCGCGCUGGAGAAGGAGGCCUCCCUGUGCAAGAACAAGAUCGCCGGGUUGGAUCAGAAGAUGCAGGAGCUGAAGAGCGAACUGGCCAGCGAGCGGCAGAGGAGUAGCCAGCUGCAGCAAGAUACGGUGCAUAAAGCCGGAGAGGUCCUCAAGAGGGACUCCAUUAUUGAGGUUUUAUAUAGCAAGCUGAAGGAGAAAGAAAGCGAGUUGGUGCUGUUCCAGAACGAAAACUUGUCUCUGAAGAACCACAAGAAGGAGCUGAGCAGAAUUUGGGACAGCAGGAAGAGCCAAAUGGACAGCAUCGAAGUUGAUUUGUGUCAAAAGCUGUCCAAGCUAAUCGUUAAGAACAAAAUCCGGGACAGGGACGACCUGCGCUUUGAUGGGCACCCUCAGUCGUUUCUCCUGAAAACGCUGUGGUGCGGCUACGUCGACAUCUGCAAGAGCAUCCUCAAGACGAGGGACGGCUACCUGUACAGCGGGAGCAGAAGCCACCGCUUCAUUUGCGCCUACGGCACGGACCUGUUCCUGGACGUGAGGCAGGACAGCGCGAAGAAGAAGUACCUGCUCUCCUACAGAAACGAAACGAGGGGGAUCUUCCAGGUGAACGAAGACGAGGCGAAGAGCCUGGUGUACGUGGGCCCUCUGAGCAAGUGCCAGGGACAGAGCGUUGCCCCGUGCAGCGACAAAGUUAGCCUCGAGAUGGUUAAGGGGCGAAGCUGCAAUUACCUGUUUGAAGAAAUGUACGUGACGAAGAAGGGAACGAAGCUAGUCCUCAUCAGGGAGAAACAGACAGGCAAAUAUUUUAGCGGCUUACAUAGAAAUGAUCUUCCAAAGGAAAAUGAAAAGAAGAAGACAGGAGUGGACCAACUACAAUACAAUAACGUUGUGAAUACGCUGAUUGAUUACAUGACCACAGAGGAGAAGGAGAGGUGCAAGGGGGACAUCAUCUUGAGGACCUCCCACCAGAAGGUCAAGAUCGAGAGUGGCGCGCAUCCCAUCGAGCAUCCCACCGAGCAGGUGAACAAAACGCGCCUCAUAAAAAACCAGCUGGAUGAAUCCAACUGUAUGGAAGCUCCCAAAGGAGAAGCAGCACCAAUGGGGGGAAACAAAAGUGAAGCUAAAGCCACUCGGAAGAAAGAAGUGGGACGGAAGAACACCAAGUUGGCCUCCCCCUCUGCGGCCACCCCCAAAGGGAACUUCAAGGGGGUAAAAGGCGAACACCAAAUGAGUGAAGAGAAUUUGCAUCGGUAUAACCUAGCCAAGGAGAUGCUCCUCCUCCCGGGCAGCAACGCCAGCAACGCCAGCGGCGGGAGCGAUGGGAGCAGUGGUAGCAAUGGAAGCGAUGGCAACAACCGGGGAGACGCCAACCGAGGCAGCGACGGGGGCGACAGCGCCAGCACCGCGGAUGGCGGCCGCGUGCCCCGCUUCCACUUGAAAAAUGAGUACGCGAAUGACACGGAGGAGGAGUCCAAAUGUGCCGAAAAGGAGAAGCCGUCAGUGUCCCCCCUGGAUGGGCAGAAGGGCUCGGUUCACUCGUUUUUAAAGCACCCCGGUGGAGCGGCUAAAGGAGCAGCUGGAGGAGCAACUGGAAGUGCCGCUUCCCUCGCCAGCACAGCCGACUUUAACAAUACCAACAUUGUGUUGACCAUAAAUAAGGAGGAGGCAAUUCUGUUUGAAGUUUUUAAUUACGAGCAGAUAGCCGAGCAUGACGCUGUUCGGUUCGCCUCUGAGUAUGUUUUGCACUUCCUUUCCAACUGGAAGAAGGGAAGCUACUGCUCCUCUUCGCAGGACGCAUCAUCCACGACCGUGUGCAGCGAGCAGAGCUCUAACGUGUUUACGUCUCUCGACGGGGAUUGGUGCAUCCUCCCUGCGUACCUCUCGUACACGUGA
Messenger RNA from Plasmodium vivax (malaria parasite P. vivax), 2841 nucleotides. RefSeq lists its product as hypothetical. The record is from RefSeq and is a predicted model, not a curated record. Lineage: Eukaryota; Apicomplexa; Aconoidasida; Haemosporida; Plasmodiidae. Bases 1 to 2841 code for a protein of 946 amino acids. The transcript is spliced from 19 exons.